ACAAGAAAUCCUGACCGUUGGAUCCAUCGUCGAGGCGCGAACCGAUAAAACCACCGGUGCUGAUGACGGCGGUGCCAAGAAACAACCAAAGUUCAGGCGACAAUGGUGGCGAUUUCUCUGUACAGAGGGAACCUCCACCGCGUGCCGGACGUUCCCCGGCGAUGGCUGAUGCCGAACCACACCAUCUCCAUGAAGGACUUCAGGUGCCUCCUCCACCGCCGCUCUCGAGCCCUUUCCCGUAGCCCCUCCGCCACCACCUCGAACCCUAGGGUGGUCCCCGAAUCAGACCCUCCGGGUGAUGCCGCGAACCGAGCUGGGCCUUCGGUUGAGCGCGAAUUGGAGAAUCCAGCCGCAGGUGACUGCCGAGAAGGGACUUCGAAGGGAGUCGGGCCUGAAGAGGUGAAGAAUGCGGAUGAAGAUCCGAGAGGAUUGGGAGGCGGGGGAAGUCCGGAGAAGGCGGCAAAUGAUAAACCCGGUGCACAGGGGAAGGACUCUGCUGCCGUCGAUUGCAGCGGAGCAGCCCAAUUUCAGUCACUUGAGAAGCCUGAGGAGCCUGUAAAACAAACUGCUGAGCUGACGGAGAAAGUUGACGUUCUCGGAGACAAAGAGAAGAGGAAGAAGGAAGUGGAGGAGAAGUUGCAGGUUUUGAACACGAAAAAGCAUGAUUUAGUACAGGUUUUGAAGCAGAUUUUGAAUGCUGAAGAAGAACUGAAGAGGCGAAGUAUGCAGGGGAUGGCUAUGAGACCAUCAGUACCACUUCAAGUGGAUGUCACGAAUGACUCUGGUUCGAUGACUCGGCAUCCUACUCCUAGAGCGGGCCCAGAGGGCAACCAAGGGGGUGACGUGGAAGGAGGGGAAGCAGAAGAUCCCUCGAACCACAACAUUCAAUCUCGACCCUUGCUUCGCAUGAGCAGUAUGUCGCCAUCUUCAGAGUCACCGCUGAGAAGGCCUGCCCUGUCCCAGCUCAAUUCGGUUUUACAUCUCGGAGAAAAUGAGAAGUGGAUAGAGAAGGUAUCCACAGAGUUUGUCCAAACCAUGCUCGCCUGUUUGGGAUAUCUUUAUUUUGCUCAAAUGCACACCUUCUACUGUCCCGCACUCCUCUCGUGCAGGUUUAGCUGUGAGCGGUAGUCCAUCACGCUUUGCUCCCCAAGGAAAUCCCCCGAAUCUGCCUCCGGCAGUGUCUUUGUCGGGAACAAAUUACAUUGCGUCUUCGCCUUCUCCUGCAGCAUCUGGCGGUACUUCUGCCUUCAAAGAUGCUCGACAGCUGAGCCCGUGGAGCUAGAUGGGCCAUCUCGGGCGUAUAUGUUUUCAUCAUCUCAGGAAUGACGAGUUGGUGUUGUUGUUUUACUGUAAUGCUCUAUUCUUUGGCUCGAUGAUGUAAAUCUUUAUACUCCUUGUAUCUUUGCUCCAAUGCUUGAAACUCCAUGGAAUCGAGAUUGUCCCGGCUAUGACUGUUGUCUCGGUAAGUUGGGAUCAUCUAAUGAAAGCUCAUUAGAUUUAAUUUCA
Messenger RNA from Punica granatum (pomegranate), 1506 nucleotides. The record is from RefSeq and is a predicted model, not a curated record. Lineage: Eukaryota; Viridiplantae; Streptophyta; Magnoliopsida; Myrtales; Lythraceae.